GGGAAGGGAAGUUCUGAGCAUAGCUGAGCAACCAUAAAAAGGCCCCAUCCCAGUUAUUCCCAAAUCACAACCAUCAUAUCAGAAAAAGAACUCCUGAGAGGAACAUUGAAAACAGCACCUGAAAUCAUUAACAAUGGGCUUUUGUGUCAAAACAUUACAUGGAGUCAAACCUUUGCAUUUUUUUGCUUCUCUUCUUUUUAUUUCUUCAGUGCUUAACACGUGGACGGGCACUGAAGGCUGGUCAUACCAUCGCUCAGACGUCACCAUGAACUGGGAAAAAGCCAGAAAAUGGUGCAGGGCGAAAUUCACGGACUUGGUGGCCAUUCAAAACAAAGAGGAGAUUUCUCAUUUAAACAGCGUCCUUCCAAAAGUCACAGGGUAUUACUGGAUUGGGAUACGUAAAAUUAAUGACAUCUGGACCUGGGUGGGGACCAACAAGACACUUACUGAUAAAGCUAAGAACUGGGCAACGAAUGAGCCCAACGGGAAAAAAAAUAACGAAGAUUGUGUGGAAAUAUACAUUAAAAGAGACCCCGAUGCUGGCAAGUGGAACGACGAGUCCUGUUUGAAAAAAAAGACUGCGUUGUGCUACACUGCAUCCUGCAAAGAAGACUCUUGUGUCAGUGGUCAUGGACAGUGUGUAGAGAUGAUAAACACCCAUACAUGCUCGUGCUUUGAGGGUUUUUAUGGAGACAGGUGUGAGAAUGUUAUAAAAUGCAAGUCGGAGGAUGUCACCACACCAGAUUAUGGAAGUGUCCAAUGUUCUAAUCCAAAUGGGAAUUUCUCAUAUGACUCUCAGUGUGAAUACUUCUGUGAAGCAGGAUUUAUCCUCCAGGGUGGAUCCAAAAUGAUGAGAUGCACCGCCACUACAGAAUGGUCGAGCAAACCACCAAGCUGUGACCUUGUUCAAUGUUUAGAGCUGAUAAAACCAAACAAUGGCACAAUGGAUUGUCACCACGAUUCCAAAGGCAAGUACAGCUACAAAUCCACCUGUGAGUUUGCAUGUCAAGAAGGAUACACGUUAGGAACGUCCAGCUCCUCUACGCUGUUUUGUGAGGCCACGGGACAAUGGAACGAUUCACAACCCAGCUGUGAAAUUAUAAAAUGCAAACCGGAGGACAUCACCGCACCAGGUCACGGAAGGGUCACAUGUUCUAAUCCUAAUGGAAAUUUAUCAUUUGACUCUGUGUGUGAAUACACUUGUGAGGAGGGUUAUGAACUAAAGGGGUCAGUUACAACAAGAUGCGAGGCCACAGCAGAAUGGACAAAUAAACCACCGACCUGUGAACCGGUUCAAUGUUCAGAGCUGAUAAAACCAAACAAUGGGACGAUGGAUUGUCACCACCAUACCAGGGGUACCUUCAGCUACCAGACCACCUGCGAGUUUGCAUGUCAAGAAGGAUACACGUUAGGAACGUCCAGCUCCACUACGCUGUUUUGUGAGACCACAGGACACUGGAAUGAUUCACAACCCAGUUGUGAAGUUAUAAAAUGCAAGCCGGAGGACAUCACCGCACCAGGUCACGGAAGUGUCAGAUGUUCUAAUCCUAAUGGAAACUUAUCAUUUGACUCUGUGUGUGAAUACACUUGUGAGGAGGGUUAUGAACUAAAGGGGUCAGUUACAACAAGAUGCGAGGCCACCUCAGAAUGGACAAAUAAACCACCAACCUGUGAACCGGUUCAAUGUUCAGAGCUGAUAAAACCAAACAAUGGGACGAUGGAUUGUCACCACCAUACCAGGGGUACCUUCAGCUACCAGACCACCUGUGAGUUUGCAUGUCAGAAAGGAUACACGCUAGGAACGUCUAGCUCCCCUACGCUGUUUUGUAAGGCCACGGGACAAUGGAACGAUUCACAACCCAGCUGUGAAGUUAUAAAAUGCAAGCCGGAGGACAUCACCGCACCAGGUCACGGAAGUGUCACAUGUUCUAAUCCUAAUGGAAACUUAUCAUUUGACUCUGUGUGUGAAUACACUUGUGAGGAGGGUUAUGAACUAAAGGGGUCAGUUAAAACAAGAUGCGAGGCCACCGCAGAAUGGACAAAUAAACCACCGACCUGUGAACCUGUUCAAUGUUCAGAGCUGAUAAAACCAAACAAUGGCACAAUGGAUUGUCACCACGAUUCAAAAGGCAAAUACAGCUACAAAUCCACCUGUGAGUUUGCAUGUCAAGAAGGAUACACGCUAGGAACGUCCAGCUCCACUACGCUGUUUUGCAAGACCACGGGACACUGGAACGAUUCACAACCCAGCUGUGAAAUUAUAAAAUGCAAGCCGGAGGACAUCACCGCACCAGGUCACGGAAGUGUAACAUGUUCUAAUCCUAAUGGAAACUUAUCAUUUGACUCUGUGUGUGAAUACACUUGUGAGGAGGGUUAUGAACUAAAGGGGUCAGUUAAAACAAGAUGCGAGGCCACCGCAGAAUGGACAAAUAAACCACCGACCUGUGAACCUGUUCAAUGUUCAGAGCUGAUAAAACCAAACAAUGGCACAAUGGAUUGUCACCACGAUUCAAAAGGCAAAUACAGCUACAAAUCCACCUGUGAGUUUGCAUGUCAAGAAGGAUACACGCUAGGAACGUCCAGCUCCACUACGCUGUUUUGCAAGACCACGGGACACUGGAACGAUUCACAACCCAGCUGUGAAAUUAUAAAAUGCAAGCCGGAGGACAUCACCGCACCAGGUCACGGAAGUGUAACAUGUUCUAAUCCUAAUGGAAACUUAUCAUUUGACUCUGUGUGUGAAUACACUUGUGAGGAGGGUUAUGAACUAAAGGGGUCAGUUAAAACAAGAUGCGAGGCCACCGCAGAAUGGACAAAUAAACCACCGACCUGUGAACCUGUUCAAUGUUCAGAGCUGAUAAAACCAAACAAUGGGACAAUAGAUUGUCACCACGAUUCCAAGGGUACCUUCAGCUACCAGACCACCUGCAAGUUUGCAUGUCAAGAAGGAUACACGUUAGGAACGUCCAGCUCCCCUACGCUGUUUUGUGAGGCCACGGGACACUGGAACGAUUCACAACCCAGCUGUGAAGUUAUAAAAUGCAAGCCGGACGACAUCACCGCACCAGGUCACGGAAGUGUCACAUGUUCCUAUCCUAAUGGAAACUUAUCAUUUGACUCUGUUUGUGAAUACACUUGUGAGGAGGGUUAUGAACUAAAGGGGUCAGUUAAAACAAGAUGCAAGGCCACCGCAGAAUGGACAAAUAAACCACCGACCUGUGAACCUGUUCGUUGCCCGGUUCUUGAGAAUCCAGCCAAUGGUCUCCUUGCCUGCAAUGGCUUUUCAAGCUUUAGUUACGGAAACAAGUGCAGCUUCAGUUGUGAAGAAGGAUUUCGCCUCCAGGGGGCAUCAGAGAUCAGCUGUACAAAAACAGCAGAGUGGAGUCAUGAACCACCUCGAUGUGAAGCAGUGGAGUGCUUACAACUUCAUGAGCCUGUCAACGGACACAUGAACUGCACAUCACUGGAACCAACCUUUGGCACUAUCUGCAUAUUCAGCUGUCAUGAUGGUUUCCAGAUUCAGAGUAAUGAGAUGGUGAUGUGCAACCACAAUGGAAACUGGUCAGGGGAGGUGACACUAUGCCAAGUUCAACCUGGGCCCUCAGUACCAGCCUUUAAAGCAGUAGAAGUGACUCUCGGGGUUGCAGCCACUGUUGGGAGCUCUAGUCUGUUAUUAGCACUUUGGAUACUAAGAAAAUUGAAGAAAAAUGCUAACAUGUUUGACCUGACCAGCAAAUCUGACAUUGGGGAUCCACCACAGGUUUAUAAAAACAGUCUUGACAGUCUCAUAUAGAACAGAAGAGCAAUAUACUUUAUAGGGACUUCAUAAGAUACCCAAACAUGACCGGAAAAUAGUCUGCAUUCAUCGUAAUUUUUCUUUCCAAUGAAAGCCUUAAUUGUUUACUUGAGUGAACAUAUUGUACAGUACUACCGAAUGUGAUGAGUGUAAAUUUGCUGUUAUUAUAUUUUUGUAAAUAUUUAUUCAUUGAUGGUGUAAUAAAACUACUUGUGUGUAAACCAAUAAAUGUUGAUAUUUAUUAAAAAAUGACUCCAUGCUUAAA
Triplophysa dalaica is the source of this 4061-nucleotide messenger RNA. RefSeq names its product P-selectin-like. Lineage: Eukaryota; Metazoa; Chordata; Actinopteri; Cypriniformes; Nemacheilidae. Bases 134 to 3793 code for a protein of 1219 amino acids. The transcript is spliced from 21 exons. Gene Ontology annotation, biological process: cell adhesion; negative regulation of complement activation, classical pathway. The record is from RefSeq and is a predicted model, not a curated record. Gene Ontology annotation, cellular component: membrane.